AUGUCAUGAGAAGUAAUUGAAACCUUGCUGAAGGCUGCAGCCAUGAAGCCGACCGGAUCCCCGCCUCUCACCGGAUAAAAAUUAGCUAUGGGGAGAAGCUCGGCUGUGGGAACAUGGCGCACAUACUCUGGAUUAACUUUCCCAAGGAAAAAGUUUGUUGGAUCGCUUCAUAGCACAACAAAUCUCCCCUAUUAUCGAUAAGUAGAAGCGUUGCAGACUGUGGAUAACUACAAUACUCUGGGGCUUGUUUUGUAUGCUGUGUUUUUCCCCUCUCCUGCCUCACUGAGAUGAAAGUUUGUCGCUGCCGGAUUUAGCCGAGAGCAGGAUGGAAAAGCAAAGAACGAGGAAAGAAAAGUUCUCUCUGUUUGGUUCUCGCUCCACCAGCAGGACCACCAACCCUCCCUCUUCAUCCUCCUCCUCUUCGUCUCCUGUGAUCCCUUCAGCCCCGCCGGUGAAAAGGGCAGACCAACCGCCUGGCUCCCCCGGCCUUAGUAAAGCAGAAUUCCUGGACCGUGUGCGCCGCAGUAACCAAGCCUGCCAGCAGGGGGAGUACACUGUGGCUGUUCGUCUCUACAGUGAGGCCCUCACCGCCGACCCCCAAAACUGCAUCCUGUACAGUAACCGCUCUGCAGCCUAUCUCCGACUUGGACAGUACAGCACCGCUCUUGACGACGCAAUAAAAGCACGUCUCAUCAACCCCAAAUGGCCCAAGGCCUACUUUCGUCAGGGGGUUGCCCUGCAGUACCUUGGCCGUCAUGCCGACGCCCUGGCAGCGUUCGCAUCCGGCCUCGCCCAAGACCCCAAAAGUCUCCAGCUGCUCGUGGGCAUGGUGGAGGCCGCCAUGAAAUCGCCCCUCAGAGACUCCCUGGAGCCGACCUACCAGCAGCUGCAGAAGAUGAAGCUGGACAAGAGCCCGUUCGUGGUCGUGUCCGUCAUCGGUCAAGAGCUGCUGACACACAGUUUCCACGGCGCCUCUGUCGUGGUGCUGGAGGCCGGACUGAAGAUCGGCACGUGUUCCCUAAAGCUGCGUGGAUCCGUCUUCUCGGCCCUAAGCUCGGCAUACUGGUCUUUAGGUAACGCGGAGAAGAGCGUGGCCUACAUGCAGCAGGACCUGGAAGUGACCAAGACUUUAGGUGACCAGUCGGGUGAAUGCCGCGCUCAUGGGAACCUCGGCUCUGCCCUCUUCUCCAAAGGCAGUUACAGAGAAGCACUGGCCAAUCACAGGAACCAGCUAGUGCUGGCCAUGAAGCUCAAGGACAGAGAGGCUGCGUCCGAUGCUCUCAGCAGUCUGGGCCAUGUGUACACAGCUAUCGGUGACUACCCCAACGCACUGGCGAGCCACAAACAGUGUGUGCUGUUGGCGCGACAAACCCAGUGCCAGCUCUCUGAAGCUCGCCAGCUGGGCAACAUGGGCGCCGUGUACACAGCGCUGGGAGACUUUACCAAUGCUGUUCAGUGCCACGAGCAGCACUUGGACAUCUCAAAGACUUUGGAGAACCGGCGUGAGGAGGCACGGGCGUACAGCAACCUGGGCAGUGCCUACCACUCUCAGCGGGACUUCGACAAGGCCAUAUCAUACCACACACGGGUACUGGAGCUGUCACAAGAGCUGGGCGACAGAGCAAUCGAGAUGAGGGCGUAUGCUGGUCUGGGGCAUGCCGCCCGGUGCAUGCAGGACCUGGAGAGAGCUCGGCAGCAUCACCAGCACCAGAUAGAAAUUGCUCAGGAGCUGCAGGACAGAGCGGCUCAGGGCCGAGCGUCGUCCAACCUGGGCAUCAUCCACCAGAUGAAGGGGGAGUAUGAGACAGCACUGAAGCUCCACAAAGCCCACUUGUCCUUCGCCCAGGAGCUGAGUGAUUACGCUGCCCAGGGGAGGGCCUACGGUAACAUGGGCAACGCCUAUCACGCACUCGGCAUCUACGACCAAGCUGUUCGGUACCACCGACAAGAACUGCAGAUAUCACUGGAGGUGAAUGAUCGCCCGUCCCAGGCCUCCACACAUGGUAACCUGGCUGUGGCCUACCAGGCGCUGGGUGCUCACGACCGAGCUCUGCAGCACUACCUUCACCAUCUCACCAUCGCACGUGAACUCCAGGACACUCAAAGCGAAGCAAGAGCACUAGCAAACUUGGGAAACUUCCAUAGUUGCAGAGGUGAAUACGCUCAGGCCUUGCCAUACUACCAGCAGUACCUGGCUCUGGCUCCAGGCUUGCAGGACCUGGAGGGAGAAGGCAAGGUUUGCCACAACCUCGGCUAUGCUCACUACUGCCUCGGACAAUACAGAGACUCUGUCAGGUAUUAUGAGCAGGACCUGGCCUUGGCUAAGGACCUCCAAGACAAAUUAGCCCAGGCAAAAGCCUACUGUAACCUCGGUCUGGCCCACAAAGCACUCGGGGAGUACAAGAAAGCAGAGGAGUGUCAGAGAUACCUGCUCUCUCUCGCACAAGCCUUGGAUAACACACAGGCGGUUUUCAGGGCCUUUGGGAACCUGGGGGAUGUGUGUGUGUGUCGGGGUGAUCUUCCAGGAGCUGUGAGGUUCUACCAGCAGCAGUUGAGUCUGGCUCAGAAGGUCAACGAUCAGAAGAUGGAAGCUGACGCCUACUCGGCUCUGGGAUCAGUUCACAGGCUGCUCCGCCAGCUGGAUACAGCCUUGUCCUUCCAUAGCCAGGAACUGACCGUCCGAAAGGAUCUGGGUGAUCAGCAGGGGGAGUGCCGCGCCCUCGGCCACCUUGCAGCAGUGCACAUGGCCCUGGCAGACUAUGCUACAACAUUCCAGUGUUAUGAGGCCCAGCUUGGCCUGGCGCAAGGACUUAGGGAUGCCCGUCUCGAGGCCCAGGUCCAUGGGAACAUGGGUAUCACCAAAAUGAACAUGGGGGUGUUUGAGGAAGCUAUUGGCUAUUUUGAGCAACAGCUGGCCAUGCUGCAGCAACUGAGUGGAACUGAGAGCAUGCUGGACAGAGGCAGGGCCUAUGGGAACCUCGCAGACUGCUAUGACGCUCUGGGAGACUAUGAGGAGGCUAUUCAGUACUACGAGAAGUACCUGACGGUGGCUCAGAGUCUCAACCAUGUCAAGGACCAGGAGAAAGCCUACAGAGGACUCGGCAAUGCACACAGGUCUAUGGGUAGUCUCCAGCAAGCAUUAGUGUGCUUCGAGAAGAGGCUGGUGGUAGCCCAUGAGCUGGGUGGGGAAGGAGGGGGCAAGGCUCAGGCUUACGGGGAGCUGGGCACCUUACACAGCCAGCUGGGCAACUAUGAGCAGUCCCUCUCUUGCCUGGAACACCAGCUUAACAUUGUACGCACAGCAGGGGAUAAAUCCCUGGAAGCAGAGGCGAGCGAUGCACUUGGAGGCGUUUAUCAGCUGAUGGCAGACAAUGAGACAGCGCUACAGUGGCACCAGAGGGCUUUGGAUAUUGCAGAGCAGACGGGCUGUGUGAGGAGCCAGGGUCGAGCCUACGGAAACCUGGGACUGACCUACGAAGCUCUAGGAAAGUACGAGCGGGCUGUGGUCUUCCAGGAGCAGCACCUGAGUGUGGCGGCACAGACCAACGAUCUGAUAGCUAAAACUCUCGCCUACGGGAGCCUGGGAAGGACACACCAUGCACUGCAAAACUAUGCACAGGCUGUGAUGUACCUGCAGGAAGGUCUGCGCCUGGCAGAGCAGUUGGGUCGGAGAGAAGAUGAAGCUAAGAUACGCCAUCGCCUCGGCCUGUCUCUGUGGGCCGGCGGAAAUCUGGAGGAGGCACAACACCAGUUGUACAGAGCGUCAGUGUUAUUUGAGACAAUUCGUCAUGAGACGCAGCACAGCACGGAUUACAAACUCUCCCUGUUUGAUCUGCAAACCAGCACAUACCAGGCUCUCCAGAGAGUCCUCGUCAGCCUAGGCCGACACGAUGAGGCGCUGGCCAUAGCAGAGCGAGGGCGAACGCGAGCCUUUGCCGAUCUCCUGGUUGAACGGCAGCAAGGUCAGCAAGCAGCGAGCGCUGACCCUUACAUCCCAGUUACUGUGGAGCACAUCCUGGAGACAGUCAACGGUCAGAGGGCCAUGGUCCUCUACUAUUCUCUGGCUGGAGGCUUUCUGUAUAGCUGGUUGAUAUCUCCAGGGACAGGUAUUGUGAAGUUUAACGAGGUGUAUCUUGGAGAGUCCGGAGUGGAAGACUUCCAGGACGGUGGCGGUGGGAGCCCGCAGGGUGGAGGAGGAGGAGGAGGAGCAGGUGGAGGUCCUCUGUCUCUGGAGCAGUACAUCGGCAACGCUCGAGAGGCUCUGGGAGUGGACAGCCAUUACAGCAGAGUUUGCUCCAGCAGUGAGACGGAGAGUGAAGCCGGAGAUCUGUUAGAGCAACAGUUUGAGGAGCUGAACAACAAACCGACAUCGGUCACCGACCCCACAGGCUACCUCCGCAUGGUGUCCAGAAAUAACCUCUUUAACAGAAGCUGUCAGAGCAUGACGAGUCUUUACAGCGCCACAGUAUCUCCAGUGAAGGACAGUUUAAGCUCUCCUCCUUACAGGCCGAGUAACAUCAGCAAACCUCCUCUACGAGCCCUUUAUGACUUACUCAUAGCACCAAUGGAAGGGGGCCUGAUGCACAGUAGUGGACCUGUGGGCCGACACAGGCAGCUUGUGUUAGUGCUGGAGGGAGAAUUGUACCUGAUCCCAUUUGCCUUGCUCAAAGGCAGCUCUUCUAAUGAGUACCUUUAUGAAAGGUUUAGUCUAAUUUCUGUACCUUCCUUAGGCAGCAUGGGAGCCACCACCAAGCCUCAUCCUCGUCGCGGUGGGCCCUUACUUUGCUCAGAUGGAGGUUCAGUGGCUGCUGUGAUUGGGGCUCCUCACUUGCCCUCCUCUGUGAUGGGCCGCUGGUUGUGGGGCCCCUUACCUUCAGCCCAAGAUGAAGCUCUUUGGCUGGGGGAACAGCUGGGAUGUCAUCCCCUAACUGGAGCCAAUGCCACAAAGGAACGUGUGCUCGCAGCUCUGAGUCAGGCAGAGUGCGUUCACUUUGCGACUCAUAUAUCCUGGAAGCUCGCCGCUUUGGUUCUCGCCCCCAGCCAAGAGCAUGGUGGGGGAGAGGGGGCAGGCGGGCGUCCCAGGGAGAAGUCACCGUGUGGAGGCUCGACGUCGGGCGAUACUGCGGGUCAGGAUGGAAAGAUCAAAGGUUUAUUUGCAAAGAGUCACAGCAGCCCAGAGAGACUCAAGGGAGCAGAUGAAAUGAGCGAGGACGGGGAGAGUAUGUGUGACAUGGAGAGUGUGUGCGACAGUCCACCACUUCAUGACUUCCUCCUCACUGCUGCUGAUAUACUGGAUCUGUGCUUGACUGUCAAACUUGUGGUUCUGAGGUUGUACCCGGAGUCCAGCAGCAGGGUGACAGCUGACGGGGUGGUGGGUCUCACCCGAGCCUUCCUGGCUGCAGGCGUCCAGUGCGUGUGUGUCUCUCUGUGGCCUGUACCAAUAGCUGCCUCCAAAGUCUUCACACACACCUUCUACACAGCCCUUCUCAACGGGACCAAAGCCAGUGCAGCUCUAACGGAGGCCAUGAAGACUCUGCAGAGCAGCAAGCACUUCUCACACCCCUCCAACUGGGCUGGGUACAUGCUGAUUGGCAGUGAUGUGAAGCUGAACAGCCCCAUGUCGCUGGUUGGACAAGCCCUGGCAGAGAUCCUUCAGUACCCAGAGAGGGCCAGGGACGCCCUCAGAGUGCUGUUACACCUGGUUGAGAAGUCUUUGCAGCGCAUUCAGAGUGGUCAGUGUAACCCGAUGUACACAUCGCAACAAAGUGUCGAGAAUAAGGUGGGUGGGGUGCCCGGGUGGCAGGCCCUCCUGUCUGCGGUGGGUUUCCGGUUGGACUUGUCUUGCAGCGGCGCUGGUUUUCCUGCAGCUGUUUUCUUCCCCACCUCAGACCCCGGGGAUCGGCUUCAACAGUGCAGCGCCACUCUACAGUCACUGCUCGGUCUCACUCCUCCAGCUCUGCAGGCUCUCUGUAAACUGGUCACAGUGUCUGAGGCCGGAGAGCAGCUCAUUCACAAGGCGGUUAAAAGCAUGGUGGGAAUGCUUCACCAGGUGCUGGUUCAGUUGCAGUCGGGCGACAAAGACCAAGACUUCUCCCUAGCUCCCAUUCAAGUGUCGAUAAGUGUGCAGCUCUGGAGGCUUCCAGGCUGCCACGAGUUCCUGGCUGCGCUCGGUUUUGAUCUUUGUGAGGUGGGUCAGGAAGAGGUCGUGCUGAAGACUGGAAAGCAGGCCAGCAGGCGCAUCAUGCAUUUUGCCCUUCAGUCUCUUCUGGCACUCUUUGACUCCACAGAGCUUCCCAAGCGACUGAGCAUGGACAGUUCCUCCUCCCUGGAGUCUCUGUCGUCCUCCCAGUCGGCCUCCCAGCCUCACUCGUUACCCCUCUCCUUCGGGUGCUACCCACCUCAGCCCUCCUUCUUACCCCCGGUCUGCCCCGACAACCUCUCCUGCGACGCCAUCUCAGUCUACAGCCUCAGCUCCCUCGCCUCAUCCCUCAGUUUCCUGUCUCGACCUGAGCCCGCAGGAAGUGACCUCAUCAGCCAGCGCUCACAUCAGCAGGACCUGGACAGACCUCGCGGUGGAGGUGGCCUCUACGGCUCGCACCGCCACUCAGGCGGCAUGUCAAGAGGUCGACUGACAAAUCACGGAGGAGGAAUGUCAGGAGAAGGGGAGGACGAGGAGUAUGAGGGUUUCUCCAUUAUAAGCAGUGAGCCGCUAGGACGAGGGAGGAGGGAAUGUGACACGCUGCCUCUGCCUGCGGGACACAGACACGGCAGAGGCGGUGCUGGGAGAGGGUUGGCCGGGGGUCAUGGGUACCCUAUUACAAUUUCCUCCAAGGGAAGCAUCAGCACACCUACAUCUCCGAUUAAAGCUCCGCCGCUGCCACUGAAAGUUCCUAACAGCCCCAAGCCCAAGCAGGAAAUCUCACCUCCUCAGGGGAAAGGGAAAGGAAAGGUUAGCAGCUCUGAGUCGGACCAGUCGAGUACUGAGACCGACAGCACGGUGAAGUCCCAAGAGGAGAGGAUGGGGCCUGCAGGACAGCUCGAUCCCCAGGAACUGGCCCAGAAGAUUCUGGAGGAGACCCAGAGCCACAUGCAGGCUGUGGAGAGUCUGCAGAAGGCAAACAUCAGGGGGAAGACACUGAGGGCGCCUGAGGGGAGAGAAGAGGCACAUGCCAGGCAGCCUUCACUGUCGACUCCCACAACUCCAACUUUGACUCCUACUGGAGGAGCACGAGGCUUUCAGCCCUCUGAGACCAGUGCAUUUAGCAGACCACCCAGCAGAGCAAGUCUAAAGGCUUGCUCCUCUCCUAUUUCCCUCUCAAGUCAGCUUUCACCCCUCUCCACUUCUGUUUCAACACCUCCCCCAACUCGGCCUAAACCACGAUCCCGCUCCUCAUCGCUGCAGAAAAUCAGCUCCGGCUACAACAGCCCAGCUCAUUCCUCUCCUUCUUUAUCUCUCUCUGUGAAAGAACAAGGUUUACCUUUCCCCGCCAUUUCCCCAGAUGUGCAUGUACAGGCUCAGCUCAAGCAGAAAUACCCUACCUCACCUUACACUACCCACAUCUCACCUUCCCACUCUCCUGCUGACAGUGCCCCAUCGCCAGCCCUUUCCUAUUCCUCCACAGGAUCCGUUUCAGCAUCCUCCAGCCCUGCAAACACCCCCGAACUCAACCAGACAAAGCGGGAUAAUAAAGUCCAAGCGAUUCAUAAUUUAAAAACAUUCUGGGCCAACGCUGGCCAGAAACACGAGGGUCCCUGCCCUGCCAAUUUACUCCGAGGUGGGAAUAAAAAAAUGAGUACAGUUCAGAAAGAUGUUUUAGGUUUGCUUAAUCUCUCACCUAGACAUGAGUCUGUCAGCAAAGAUCUAGAGGGAUCUGAGGAUCAUAACACUGGCGACAGACCAAAUGGUCAACAAAAGCUGGAGGCUAAACCUCCUCCACCUCCAUCGUCUAACUCUAAAGGAGGCAUCAAACUUCCCUCUGGGAACGGCUACAAGUUUCUCUCACCUGGACAUUUUUUUCCAUCCUCCAAAUGUUGAGAGUUUGGAUAUUUUCCACGGUGAACCCAGAGCCAGAGGACCAAUCUUCUGUUUCAUUUUUGGUGUUUGUGCUUUGACAGAAGCUAUCCAUUUAUCAGCUAAAUACUACCACAUUUUUAUCAAUACCUGCUGAAGACUGGGAUAAAAAAUACUGUUUCAUACUGACAGUGAUUUUACACGUCACUACUUUUUUGUGAAGGGAUGUUCAUGUUUUGAAUGUGAUGACUGUGCCUUCUUCUGGAGAGAGCUGGAAGGACAAAAUGACUCUUAGAGAAGUGUUGAGUCUUUGGCUUUAAUUGUGUUUUCAUGACUAGAGAGCAUGUGUCUCAAUGCCUCCAUGUACUGUACUCACAGUCUGUUGACUGAAUGCCUGAGAAAAGGAGAACAUUUUAUGUGGACCUAAAUGCUCGCUAUAUUUGUGUAAGUUGACUUGAAUUUGAUUUUGAUUUAUUGUGUAAUAAUUAUUGUUAAAUGUCAUUAUCGAUGCUUAUGGUUGUCAUUUAUUUUGUAAAGUAAACUGUGUUUUCCAGUCAUUAUUAUACAUUUUAUAAAGACAAUUAAAGGAAGACGAAAGGAAAACAUUUUGAUAUUUUUUAUGGAGAUUUGAUUUAUGUGUGAUUGUCAGCAUGGUACCUCUUGCUGUUCAGUGUGUUAGUCACUUUAUAAUGUACAAGUUUGCAGCGGUGCCAGACUUCUAUUUAGAAAUAUCUCAAGAAGUGGACAAAUAAAAAUGUUCCUUUC
Molecule: messenger RNA, 8776 nt
Organism: Cottoperca gobio
Lineage: Eukaryota; Metazoa; Chordata; Actinopteri; Perciformes; Bovichtidae
Gene: ttc28
Product: tetratricopeptide repeat domain 28
Exons: 35
Coding region: 326-8035 (2569 amino acids)
Molecular function (GO): protein binding
Source: RefSeq, a predicted model, not a curated record